ACCGAUUCGAUCAAGAUACAAACAAGCCACCUUGGUCAAACAUCGGGGUUUAUUUGUCAAAUUUCCCUUGUCGAUCAGCGAGACAACUGAGCAUGCUUAAGCGAAGACCACAAGUACUCAUCUGCCAAGCACAAGGCAAUCUGCCAGCGAUUCCGGUACAGCGUCUACGUACUGUUCCCAAUAGUCGGCUGCUCCGUGCUUCGAAAGCUUGCUGGAGUAGCGUUCACCAACCGAAAGUACCGUCAACGGCGAGAGAUCCCGAGUCUGUAUCAGUUCUCACCAACGAUAUAUAUAACGUACGCACGAACAGCCGGUCCCAUCGCAUUCCUCUGACGUUGGUCGACAUUCACCUCCGUCAUGAACAGCUACCGUUCGCUUACUUUUUCAAGCGAGCGCUCAACGAAGCACGAUUAUUGGAAUCCUUGCAAGGGAUUUUACGCGAGGAUUUUCCGCAAACAGGUGGACGUCUGUAUCAACACAUGUCUAUACAAUGCAGUCCGAACGAUACGGUACCAAUUUCUUUUGGAACAAUAAACAUGAGUUUCUCAGAGUGGCAAGAUCAAGCAUGGGGCCACACGCAUCAGGCAGGCAACGGGCACCCGGUGUUGCUACCGAUUUUUGAUACUCUGUUUCCGCAUCGACCGAAAAAAAACGACACCCAUGACUUUACCGAUUACCCGGGAAGUCUACUAAAAAUUCGCGUUACUAAUUUUGAGUGUGGCGGAACAGCGUUGGGAAUCAAUUUCAACCACGUUCUAGGAGACACGGCAUCUUGUGUCGAUUUUGUUUCUCGUUGGAGCCAUCGUUACACUCGUCGUUGGGAAAAGCUUCAGCAAAAUGCAAAACUUCCGCGGAAGGUAUCAAUCAUGAAAGAAAUAAAAGGAGAAAGCCAAAGCAAUGACCGAUCUCAAGCAACGGUUUCUGGAAUGAUGACAGUAGAUUUGGCCUUACUUAUGGGACUGCAGCGCAAUGAUGAGCAAACAAUGCAGCCGCAUGCUUCUUUUGUACCCGUGAUCGAACAGACAUACGUGCCUCGGUUUUUGCAAGAUUUGUGGCACGCUAACUGUAUGCAACAAGCUGCUUUGUCCCCUGCCCUAAACAUUGAACCUGCUCGAGUUGAGCAUGAAUAUGUUCGCCUAGCUUUUCCCCCGGAACUUGUUUUAGCAAUGAAAUUGCUGGGAAGAUCCUUAUUUGCACAAGCAGUUGAUGAUAAUAUUGCUUUUGUUUCGACAAACGAUAUGCUAACAGCUUUUGGUUGGCUUCUGAAACGGAACUUGGCGAACGAGCCGAAUCACGCUAUUCGAAUGGUUGUCAACCUUAGAGGGAAAUUUGACGUGCAAGAGAACCUGUUCGGCAACGGUAUCACCCACGUGACAGCCGACCUUGCUACUUCUUGCGUGCGCUCCGCAAUUACGGUAGCCGAACUAGGGUUAGCGGCCAUGUCCAUCCGAAGAGCUCUUGUUGCGGGACUUUUGGAGGUUCCUCGUGGCCUACAGGAAUCUCGUUUGGGCAAUGAAUUUAGCACCAUCUCAAGGAUUUCGUCAACUCCGUCGUUUUCGACUACUAGUUGGGGACAAUUUCCUCUGUGGAAGAUCCAAUUUGGAUGCCAUCCUCUGGCGGCAUUUCACGGCCACCCCUCACACCCAUUGCCGUUGGGUCGCACUUUUGCAUCUGUCAUCACUCCAACUUUAGACGGUGGGUUUGUGUACGAAAUGUUGGUACCGUCAGACCAAGUAAUGCGCGCACAGGAGCUACACCAAGCCUUGGCGAAGAAAUGCUUGGAUUGGGACCAAGCUCACAUCCUUGAAUCCUAA
Messenger RNA from Phaeodactylum tricornutum CCAP 1055/1, 1814 nucleotides. RefSeq lists its product with no specific name. Gene Ontology annotation, molecular function: acyltransferase activity, transferring groups other than amino-acyl groups. The transcript has a single exon. Bases 93 to 1814 code for a protein of 573 amino acids. Lineage: Eukaryota; Bacillariophyta; Bacillariophyceae; Surirellales; Neidiaceae. The record is from RefSeq and is a predicted model, not a curated record.